AGGUGGAGUUGGAGCCCUUCGGCGAGCUUCCGUUCGGCGUACGAGGAGCGUAAUCUGAGCUUGCGCCAUGCUUUGCAGAGGCGUGUCCUGCUUUACACGCUCUUAUUUAGUAACAUAGAGGCAGCUUUUACUCGUCCACGGUCUUUCGCGGUGAAAACGUAAGUUGCGCGCGAGUUGCGAGUUUAUUUCGCAGGAAAAGAAGAACGUAAAAAAAAAAGCAGCUUUUAGUGUGCGGCCGCUCGUAGCGGAAAAAGUACGCGGCGAUUGUGAAAAAAACCGGAAUUUCAGUGGAAAAUGUAACCAAUUUUGAAGAGCCUCGCGCGAGAGGAAAGAAAAGAAAAACGGAGAAAAACCAGGCGAUCGACGAGGUUUUUUGAAAUUCGAAGGGGAGAAUCGACGCUUCUUCGUCGAAGGUGGGCCGACCUGAUCGAGAGACGUUCAUGGCGUGAGGCGUCAUCAGUGCGGAAACUCGCCCGUUCGUUUCUUCUCCACGGAAGGGUGAAGCUCGGCGAGAAACGUCAGGAUGAUCGGUGCAAUGCCAGCGGUGGCUGUUCGCCACGAGCGUAGGAGGCAGGAAAAAAGGCUGAAGCGGCCGAGUCAGCUCUAUUUGGGAGGACAAUGGUUACCACCUCUUCAGGGUUCACCGCCUACUCCCAGUCCGCACGGACACAACAAUCUGGAUCCUUUGCCCGAGCUCUACUUAUGCGGCAAGAUAUCUGGGUUGCACGCCGUAGUGGUGUGCCUGUUGUUGGGCGCGGUGGUGCUAGUGGUCGGUCUCGUCCAACUCGCUCCGGGUGCAACAACCACAAAUCACAGGCUGGCGUUACUCGUGGCUGGCGCUGCCCUACUUAUACUGGGCUUUAUUUUGGCAGGUGUAAGAUGUUACGUGUUGCACUGCGUACCGCUUCCAGUUGAGUCACCAGUCGCAACGCCUAUUCCGCCAUCGACGAGCGAGCAGCAGGCAGCCGCCGCGCCUAAAGGCACUCUGGAUCUUUUAGUUGUCAAUCAGACUCAGAAUCAUCCAGAAACUGACGCUCUCAUGCAGCAUCGGGAGCACGAGCAUCAUCACCAUCACCACCACCAUCACCAUCAUCAUCAUAAUAAUCAUAAAAAGAAAUGCAGUUGUCAGGGAUCGCAUUCCGAAGAGGCCUAAAAAAAUUACACAUAAAGAAAAAAAACUGCGCAAUUGUUCAAUGGUCCAAAAUUGAGCCUCUACAUAGUGAGAAGAAAGCAAGAAAGAGUUCGAAUUUAUUAUGGAUCGAAAGUCAAAUGGAACAAAAAUAUAAGCGCAAUUUCUCGGAAAGAAUGAAAAAAGUAGUACAUAUAUCAUUAUAUAUAUUCUCUCUUUCGUAACGUCUUUUCAAAGUAUGUACAGAGUGUUCCUGGAACGCGUUUUCUCUGUACAAAUAUGCGCGCUCGCGUAUAUAUAUAUAUAUAUACACACACACACACGUACAUAUGUAUAUAUAUGAAGGGGCAAAUGUCACAAUCUAAAAGUAAAACGAACUUAUAACGCAUUCGUUGUCAAUGCAACGAUGAGUAUGAAUUAAACAUAAUCGACGUAUGAGCGAUACAUUCUUGAGCUGUAACGACACAAUAAUGACUUAUCAACUGAUUAAUUAUUAACACUGCAAAAGGACACAGCCAAAGUUAUCACAAUUAUUGGAGAGAUAUCGCGAUGUCCGGGACAUCUUGUAUAUAUCUUGUAUAUAUAUAUAUAUACAUAUACACGUUACUGUGUACAGAUAUAAUAGCUUAGAGAGUGGUUUUCUAUCGCGUCUAAAAAAACCGAGGCAUAUGUUUCUUCUUCUCUCUCUAAAACAACAACGUUCAUUUAUUUAUUUAUGACAUAUUUCAACAAAUGUUGACUUGAGAUUUUGACUUUCAAGAUAUUGUUUUAUAAGAAAAUUGAUGAAUAUCAAAAUCCUGGCGAAAACGCACUUAUGCCAUUGACGAUUUAAUUGCGUAUAUACAUAAUAUGAACUAUAUUUUUAUGUUGUAAAUAUAUGCCGAGGAAAGUGCACUUUUCUACAUAUUAUAUAUCGGGGAUAUAAAUCUAGAGAUAUUUAUUAUGCGCCCAUAAAGCUAUAUCUAAGAAUAUUUCGUAAAUGUUUAUCUACUGAUUUAUAAAGGGUGGUUGUCACAUUCCACUGUAAUUUUACAUGAAAACUCAAAUUCGACAAAGAACAUAAAAUGUAAAAUUGUUACAACCAACAUACAUAUGACUCCGUGUCUUCAUUUCUUCAUCAAACCGUCAUAAAAUAUGUUAUAUCAAUAUCUGGAUUUUAAAUUGUUAUCUUCAAUACUAUUAAUAUUUUUUUCUUUAAUGGAGAAAAACUCAGAGUUUUAUUAAUCUUGAACAUAUAGUUGGUUUCUUUACGUGCCAGUAUAAUACGUUGUAUAUAAAAAUCAAAGUCGGGAAUUUUUUCAAUAUAUGUGAUUAUCGUUAUAGUAAAAGUUUCGGCAAAUCUCUAUUAAAGAUAGAAACAAAAAUACAAAAACGGACCACCUUGUAUAGAUCGUGAUAUAUUUCACUAAAAAAAACAAAAAAAAAAAUAUAUAUAUAUACAUAUAUAUAUAUAUAUAUGUAUGUAUUUCCUAUAUAUAUAUAGGAAACUGUAGACAUAUAGGAAAUCAACACAUGAGAAAAAACGUUGUACAAUGUUUACUCGGAUUGAUCUCGUGUGUUGUUUCGUCUUUGGUAUUCCGCAGCAGGAAAGUUUCGAACAAAAGAAGAAGUGCGCGAACCACAACCAACGUAGAUCAAUAUUCUAGAGAAAAAGAAACGACGUGUAUACAUGUCGAGGACGAUAUUUAAUACUUUAAUAAAUUAAGCAAGAUAUUUCCAGCACUGGCACACCACCAAUUCCAGUAAACUUCGAUAUAUUACUCUUCUCUUUCAAAAGGAUCUUUAAAAUCGGUGAAAAAUGUCAUUCAGUUGUUGCUGAUUUUUGCAACAAAAAAUUCAUAUUGUAUAUCUCUUUUUACACUUGAUAUAUAAUUAGAUAUACUAUUUAAGCAACUUAAACAAAAAAUCUGUGUCUGCGUGCGGAGAAAAUUUUGAGUAUUUGUCUGAAUUGUUUACUUCUGAAACUACUUUUUACAAUUACACAUUUAUAUACGAAGACGAUAAACUAUUUUACGCAUAAACGUAUCAUUUUUACACAACAAUUAUCAAUUUUGCUCCUUUUUAUAAGAAAAAGGACAAACGUUAUUUUACGCUCGAUUUACACUAUAUUGGUCGAGAUUUGCUCGCGAUCAGGUCAAGCAUCACGAUAUUUUUUCUCUUGACCAUGAUUAUGCUUUUUGAUCGUUAAGUGAGAAUCGACUUUUAUACGUCGUAUUUUACACAUAUAAUCACGCAUCGUACAAAAUAAAAUUUUACGUAGAUUAAAAAUAUAACAUUUUUUACAAGAAUAAUUCUCAGCGCGUAGAUACAUGGUAGUCUAUUGGGGUCCAUUUAAGAAAGAUUUACUUGCGUGAAAUUGAAAACACUAUGUUAAACAGUUACAAAAAAACAAACAAACUGCGCAGACAACAUAUUUUAGAACGCGUAUCUUCACAAGAGAUUCCGGCGACAUUGAAAUGUUCCAUUGUACUCUUGCGUUUCCUUGUUUACUUGGUAAGAAGUAACAUAGGCACAUGUACACACAUGUACACGUACGAUAAUAUAAAGGCAUUAGCAGAUAAUUAGCCACUCCUAAUGAGUCCGUUGCACUAAAUGCAUCACAGCCUUAGUUGCAUCAAGUAGAUAAUAUGAAAAAUGUUGAAUAUAUAGUCUCUCUUAAAAAUCUCAGGAUCCAACUGUAAUAUAGCCGUUAAACAACGGGAGUUAAUUAAGAAUUGUUAAAACAAUGAAAAGAGGACAUUUACAGCGCAACUUAGUUCUGACUGAAUUAUUUAUCGCAUCUUGAUCUAGCGGUAAAAACACGCAAAUGAACGCGAACUAUAAUAGUGAGACGAUCGUGUCGAAAUGUUAAUUCAUGAAAGUUCAAGAUAUUCAUUCGUAAUACUGCGUACGAAACGAAUUGCGAAUAGCACUCCUUCGCAACUUAUAAGCAUAAUUUAAUUUACUCUUCAUUAGUCAGCACUGCCUGAUUUUUGAAUGUGGGAAUUUACGGUGCACAAUCAUUAUACACAAUUACAUAUAAACUGUAUAACUUGAAUCCAUAUUACCAUAAAUAUAUGUAUAUUGCGAUACUUUUAAUCAUGCGAAAAUAUAUUCGGAGCGUUGAAACGCUCAGCGUUCGAGCGUCUUUUGAAAUAAAAUUAUCUCUGACUCGUGACACAAAAGAGGCAAAAUGUAUAUACAGUUAAUACAAUUAACAACUUAAAAAAAAGGGAUUGAAAACAACACAUUGCACAGCACUCAGUACGCGUUGCAGGAUAUAUGCAUCCCUCAUUGUCAUCGCGCACACAUUAUUAUAACGCGGUAAACGCGUCGUUGUUUUCUUAUAACAUAUAAGUUAGCCCUCUUUACAAUACUUCCCCUAAUAAAUAAAUAAGUAUAAGUAUGUUAGCAUAAUAUGAAGCGCUUUUUGUGCAAUCUGGCGAUAACCACAUUUUUCGAAAGUAGCUUGUAUAUUUAAAAAACAUAAAAUGUAAUUCUUCUCUCUC
This is a messenger RNA of Pseudomyrmex gracilis, 4617 nucleotides long. RefSeq lists its product as uncharacterized. Bases 524 to 1153 code for a protein of 209 amino acids. The record is from RefSeq and is a predicted model, not a curated record. The transcript is spliced from 4 exons. NCBI's taxonomy places the organism in Eukaryota, Metazoa, Arthropoda, Insecta, Hymenoptera, Formicidae.